Messenger RNA from Cicer arietinum (chickpea), 798 nucleotides. The record is from RefSeq and is a predicted model, not a curated record. Lineage: Eukaryota; Viridiplantae; Streptophyta; Magnoliopsida; Fabales; Fabaceae.
AUGAUUAUGAUAGAUAAGUGGUUGAAGGUGGUUGUUGCACGGGCUAAAGACGGAUUGACAAUUAGAGUGGUAGACAAUGGUGGCGGUGUUCAGGUGAUGGAAGUAGGUGGUCGGUGGUGGGGUGAUAAGAGGUUUCUCUUGAGGGUAAAGUUUGUUAAGUGCCUAACUGAACAUGGUGUAUAUGUAAAUAACUCAACAACCACAAAAAUGGUGUCCAUAUGCCUAUAUGUUGAUGAUUUACUGGUCACUGGAGAUAAUGAAGCUGAAAUUGCUAAAUUCAAGAGAAAAAUCAUGUGCGAGUUUGAAACGACUAACUUAAGAAAUUUGUCAUAUUUCCUAUGUAUGGAGUUUGUGACAACAAAGAAUGGUAUAUUUCUUCAUCAAAGGAAACAUGCAAUUGAAGUUUUGAAAAGGUUCCAUAUGUGGGGAUGUAACUCAGCCCCAACACCGGUUGGGACAAGAACAAAGCUGAUAAAAGAUAUGGAUGAACCAGGACUAGAUGUCACCAUGUUUAUGCAGGAGUCAAGGAAGCCAAACAUGACAGCAGCCAAAAGAGUACUAAGAUACAUCAAAGGUAUUCUGAGCUACGAAAUUUUGUUUUCAAGAAGUCCAAACAAUGCAGAAGUAGAAGUAUUAGGUUUUACUGAUUGUGAUUGGAGUGGAGAUGCUGAAGAUAGGAAAAGCACUUCAGGGUAUAUAUUCAUGAUUGGAAGUGCACUAGUGUCUUGGUGCUCAAAUAAACAAAAUUUUGUGGCAUUAUCAAGCUGUGAGGCCGAACAUGUAGCAGUUGCACACUGA